Molecule: messenger RNA, 4752 nt
Organism: Passer domesticus (house sparrow)
Lineage: Eukaryota; Metazoa; Chordata; Aves; Passeriformes; Passeridae
Gene: PIK3IP1
Product: phosphoinositide-3-kinase interacting protein 1
Exons: 6
Coding region: 2568-3350 (260 amino acids)
Biological process (GO): negative regulation of phosphatidylinositol 3-kinase/protein kinase B signal transduction
Molecular function (GO): phosphatidylinositol 3-kinase catalytic subunit binding; signaling receptor binding; endopeptidase activity
Source: RefSeq, a predicted model, not a curated record
UAUAUAUUUUCCUGUAAAAAGUGGGGAUGUGUUGUGAUACUUGUAUGUGUAUAUACCAAUAGACAUCUAAGUGUAAACUGUGUGAGGUAGUAGCUGCAAAGCUAUUAACUUACUUAUAAUUUGGGUGGUUUAAAAUCAAGUCCUAGGAAAUAAUGUCAUGUUUAAUCUCUAAAAGUGUAGCAAGAAGAGCAAACCCAUUCCUAAGCAGUGGAAAGAGCAAUUGAGUCUGCCUGUGACAGCUGCCACCUGGCAUCCUAUUAAACUUAACUCUGUGAAACUGCCAGGCAUAAGUCUUCCCUCAUCCUGGAGAAAGCUAGAGAUGAAAGAAAAAAAUUAUGCUUAGAAGUCAGUUGUGGAAAAGACUUUGAUCUUUACCAUUAAUGUGAAGGUUUUUGCAUUUCUUCCAGAUUCCCCAUUGUCCUUCUGUGGACUAGAAACUCAAAUUGUUUGCUGGAACUUGGCUGGGUGUAAUGAGAAGUGCAAAUUUAUCUUGUUACAUAGUAGGAGAGAGAGCUAGGAAGGUCUGAGAUUUGUUUCCACAGAGAUUACUACAGUUCUUGGAUCAGUAUGUACAGAAGGAGGUGCUUUCUGUGCUAGGUGGCAUGGAAGCAUUAGUUAGUCCCAUGAAAUGAGCAAAAAGACAUUAAUUGUGCAGGAUGGCAGUCCAUCUGCAAGGUUUUGGACAGGCAGUGCCUUGGAUGCAUGUGUGGCCCUGCAGUUUCUGCUGAAUGGAAUUUGUCCCAUAAAAUCUGAUGAAGAGCUGUUACAAAUAGGCAGCUUGAUUGCAUAGCCCUUAUUAAAAAUUCUUGCUGACUCCAGUUAGCCUUGCGUUUACAGAGAGUAACUGGAGAGCAUCAGGAAUGCAGUAGCAGGGUGUCUGUGCAGAAAAUGAGCAUAAUUGCACAAAGGCUGCAUCUUGGCUGGUGAUGUCAGUCAGGACUGGCACAUACAGUUGGUUUUUGGUUUCCUGUUUUGAUUUUUUGCAUAUUUUUUUAAAAUCUGACAUUAAUAAACUAUUUUCUGUAGUGGUAAAUCAUAUUGUUAAAGUGUGAGUCACACAAAUGUGUGCUAAGACCUGUGGUUUCAUACUUGGUGAUAGUGCUGCUUAAUUGACCUGUUUCCUCAUUACCCAUCUCUCAUGCUGGUACAUCUAUGUUUUUGUUCUCCAUUGUGGACUGGAUGCAGCAGGUGACUUGGCUGUAAUGGGCUUAAAGUGUUCAUGACCUGGUGAAAAAGAGGCAAAAGUUGGGUUGGAUCAGAACCUUGAGCAGGUUUGUUACACAAUUACCUGUAGCAGCCUGACGGAGAGCACUGCCAGGAUGGAAACAUCUGGGAGUGGAAGGGAAAGACCACUGCUCCAGCCAAGCACUGCCUUGAAAAGUGGUUCAUCAAACACUGGAGCAGCUUCCUGGCAUAGAAAUACUUCUUAUGUGUUCAAUGGUUUCCAUGUGAUUUCAAAGAACUUUAAAUGAAGGGAACUUCCCUAUCCUAUUCUAAGAAGGAAGGUUUGAUUGUACCUCAUGUAACAAAAAGGAAGGGAAAGUGCAAAGAAGUGAGGCAGGCAGGUUGGCCAAGGUCAGGAAGAACUCUGUGGGAAAGCCAGAAAUAGCACCUUGUGCUGCAGGCCUGUGCCUUGGCUACAAACCCAUCAGUUGGCCCAGGCUGCCUUUGCAAGCUCAUUGUUGAACAGGACCAGCUAUUCAGUGGCUUGUUUUUCACGGGUGUAAAAUAGAAACAGUGCUGAGGACUCCAGAUGCUGCAUACAGGCUCUGGCGCUGCACUGUCUGAAUCCCUUGGCGUGUUCAGACACAGAAGUAUCUGUUGUAAGCCGUGUGAAAUGUCUGCAGAGAGGCUUUAUCACAGUGGCUGGAUGCCUGCAGUAGAACUACUCUAAACCAUUUUCAUGCUGUUUACCUUGGUUUUUUCUAUAAGCAGGCACAGGUCUUAGAGUAAGCGCAUAGGGUCAAUGAAAAGUAAUGGAUUGGCAGAGGCGAGAAUGUAAACCCCGUUAAGGUGGAGCUGCACAGCCUCCGUGGCGGUGUGUAGCCCCUACAACGCAUCUUUAGAGCUAAGGGAACUCAAAGGGAGAGUAAGGGCAGCAGGAUUUAGUCCUUCGUGAUAAUUCUUUAGGGGAGGGAACAGUUUUAGGUCUCUGACGAUAAACACUUUUCCUGCCACAGGCAAUUGUUCAAGCGUAGUUCCAUGUGGAAAGUCUCCUCUUCUGGUCUAAGACUUUUCCUGCGACUGUAGGAGAUAAGCCCGGAGACGCGGAUCCCUCUCGAGCCAAACAACCUCACAGCACCGAGCUCGGUCCCGGGGGGAAGGACCCUCUGCGGCAGCAGCUUCCCGGCUGCCCCGAGCCCUGCCCCGCGGCAGCCGCCCCUUCCCCUCCCGGGGGCGGGCAGCGGCAGCGUUAGGACCCGGCGGCGGCUGCGGGGCGGGGGGGGGAGCGCAGCCCGGCGUUGUUUACCGGGGAGGGGAGCGCCGGGGCAGGUCUCGCCGCGGCGCCGAGCGGAGCCGAGCUGCGCGGCCGGGCUGGCGGCGGCUCCUCGCCCUCCGCGCCGAGGAUGCUGCCCGGGGGUCCGCGGUGGGCGCUGCUGCUGAGCUCGCUGCUGCUGGGGGCCGCCCGCGGCGCCGAGGAAUGCCUCCGCGGCAACGGCGCGUCCUACCGCGGCAGCCGGCAAGUGGCCUCCGGCGGCGCCCCGUGCCUCAACUGGCUGCUGGUGCGGAACGGCCCCGGCGCCGCGCUCCCGGCAGCAGUCGAUGAGGACCACAACAGCUGCAGGAACCCGGACGGCGACGCCGAGCCCUGGUGCUACAUCCAAGGCGCUACUGGGAUCCCCGAGCGGCGAUCCUGCGACAUCGCCCAGUGCUCAGAUGCUACAGCUAGCACAGCCCCAGUCCCUACAGCAGAAGCUGGUACUUCCCAGGAGGAUGAGCAGGUGUUUGAACCAGCUGACACCUUGCCCUCCCGGAGCGAGGCAGCCGCGGUGCAGCCCGUCAUUGGGAUCAGUCAGAGAGUACAGAUGAACUCCAGGGAAAAGAAGGACUUAGGGACUCUAGGUUAUGUGCUGGGGCUGAUCAUGAUGGUGAUAAUCAUUGCCAUCGGGGCUGGCAUUGUCCUGGGAUACAUCUAUAAGAGGGGGAAAGACCUGAAGGAGAAGCACGAACAGAAGGUUUAUGAGCGUGAGAUGCAGCGCAUCACGCUGCCCCUGUCAGCCUUCACCAACCCCACGUGCGAGCUGGUGGAUGAGAACACCAUCGUGGUGCACACGGACCCGACGCCCGUGGAGGACACGCGGGACGGCGGCGGCCCCCUCAUGGGGCAGGCCGGGACUCCUGGGGCCUGAGCAGCUCAGGCAGGAGUGCUACAGGCUGAGCAAAGCCUCCAGCUUCCCACUGUGAGUGCAGGGGUUGCGUGUGUUCAUUUCUAUUUUGUUUUCUUUUUGAUGAACGCCGGAGGAAGGUGAAGCAGAGGAGCAGAGCAGUGGGCUAUUCAUCAUGUUUGAGGGGCACCGUUCAGCGCGUGACCAGCUGGGGACUGGUGUGGUGGACCUGCUGCUUCUUCCCACCUAUCUCCGUGGUGUGCCAAGGAGCUGGGGGGGAUGAUGGGCCAGGCUUACAACUGGCCACAGAUCCUGUAGCCUAGAGUGUGGUCGUGGCUUCCUCUUUCUAUGUUCUUUUCCUAUUUAAUGGUGUGCACUGUUACUUAAGUUACAGCCUGGAGCCUCAGGAGAGAACAGUACUGCAGGGACUGAGGGGAGCUUCAUGUCAGAUUUAGCUAGAUAAUUACACUCUGAUUAGAGUUACUGCCUUUUUGCUUUAGUGGCUGAGAGCUGGAAUCACUGUCCAGAAUCCAGCUACUGGAUCAGGUUUUUUUCCAAGGAAGAGCUUAUUUGAGGGAUGUCUUUGGCCAGAAGCAGAAUGUUUAGCCCUAGUGCUCUCCUCAAGCUCUUGAAAAAUCCAGGUCUUCCAGGGCUGAGGCCACUUCUCCAUUCCCCUGUGGUGCUACAUGCAUAGCCACAGUUUUAGGUGUCCAGGAGGUCUGUCUGUACCUCCUGCUCACUUACACUGAUCAGGAAAGCAGGGGUGAGUGGUAGACAGUUUGGAGUGAAAAAAAUGAAACUGCCCUUCAGUUACUUACAGCAGGUUAAACACUGAGGAUAGAUAAUAUCCUCUUUUGAACACCUUGGCUUCCUACAGAGUCAGUGCUGGACAGAGUGGCCAAGCUGUGGAGGUCACCCUGCUGACAGUGCAGCAGUUCUGGCUCUGAGGGCAGAACAGGGCAGCUGUUUUGUAAGAUACUGAAGUUCUGGUGUGGCGCCUGGCCCAGCCUCAGUCACACACUCAGCUUGUGCAGCAAGACUACUUACUUACAGAGCCUGGUCCUAUUAGAGAGGUUUUGUAACAACUUUUAUUAGCAUUUCAGGGGGUUUGGAAGGGAUGGUUGCUGCAGUGUCUCCCUAAUGGCACCAAGGCAAGGCCAGUUCAGGGAAACAUCUGUCCCCGCUUCAGGGGAUUCAAGCCAUUCAAGUAAGUUUUGUAGCCAUCUGCUUUAUAGCUGUGGGCUUAACAGGGAGCAGCACUUGGCAGCAGGGGUUUUAGUGUUAACGUUUGAUUCAGAAAAGGGAAAUACUUUAUUUUUAAAGGCCUUUGAAUACCAUUUCUUUGUAAAAUGUUUUAAAUACCUCAUUAUGAGAAGGUACAGACUGUGCUGCCUUGUAUUAAAGCUUAAAAGAAGAAUGCUCUGUA